Molecule: messenger RNA, 1811 nt
Organism: Melanaphis sacchari
Lineage: Eukaryota; Metazoa; Arthropoda; Insecta; Hemiptera; Aphididae
Product: glutamate-gated chloride channel alpha-like
Exons: 14
Coding region: 291-1733 (480 amino acids)
Biological process (GO): chloride transmembrane transport; regulation of membrane potential; chemical synaptic transmission
Cellular component (GO): synapse; neuron projection; membrane
Molecular function (GO): chloride channel activity; neurotransmitter receptor activity; transmembrane signaling receptor activity
Source: RefSeq, a predicted model, not a curated record
CGAGCUUAACGUUCGACACGCCAGUAGACGAUUCACAUAGGGUUCCACGUUGACACCGAAUUCGUUUGUGUGCAAAUCCGUUCUUUCGUUUUUCGAAAGUGCGUGUUCCAUAAACCGUGGAAGACUGGAUCUACUGGAGUAGCGGAGGUUAUCAACAACAUUAUCGCUGUUUCCGAUACAUGAUAAUACACAUAAUCAUAACUACACGAUUACAGGUGACCGCAUGGAUGUAACUAUUUAUUAGUAAAUGGACACGUAUCGAUUGUGACGUUGUAGUCGGAUCGGACUUUAUGAAAAGUGUUUGUUACAGAUGCCAUAGAAUGGAAAGAAUAUGGAGGCUGCUACAAGUGGCUUCCUUUCUCAUACCGUUACUACAAAACGUAUUAUCAGAUAACUCAGACGUGUUUGAAAAUGGAAAAUCAGACAAAGAGAUACUUGAUGAUUUAGUGGACCCAAACAGAUAUGACAAAAGGUUAUUGCCACCAGUGGAUGAUCAAGAUUUUUGCUGUGGAAUGAAAACACCUCAAGACGUAAGAGUAAUACUUCCUUCGGCCAACAAACAUCCUAUUCGUAAAAGACCUUUAUUAGUAAAUGUCAGUGUACUGUUACUCAGUCUGGCCUCACCCGACGAGUCUAGUUUGAAGUACGAAGUUGAAGUUUUACUGCAACAACAAUGGUAUGAUCCUCGUUUACGGUAUUCAAACCAAAGUCGGUAUGAUUUUCUAAAUGCUAUUCACCACCACAAUGAUAUUUGGGUACCAGACACGUAUUUCAUCAUGCACGGCGAUUUCAAGACAUCACUAAUACCAGUACACUUUUCUCUGAGGAUCUAUAGGAACGGCAGUGUUCAUUAUUUGAUGAGACGCCAUUUGAUUCUGUCAUGCCAGGGUAUAUUGAACAUAUUUCCGUUUGAUGAUCCGCAGUGCACGUUUUCAAUGGAAAGCAUAUCAUAUGAAAUGUCAGCUAUAAAAUAUGUAUGGAAAAAUGAUGAAAGCACGUUGAAGAAGUCACCAUCGUUAAAAACUUUAAACGCAUACUUAGACCGAAAUCAUACGACUGAAUGUCCAUCUACUGGCAGUUGGAGAGGUAACUAUAGCUGCCUUGAAGUGAAUUUGAUUUUUACCAGAGACAGAGCAUUCUAUUUUACUACGGUUUUCAUACCUGGUAUAAUAUUGGUAACUUCAUCAUUUAUCACGUUCUUUCUUGAAUGGAAUGCCGUGCCAGCAAGAGUAAUGAUAGGCGUAACUACAAUGUUGAAUUUUUUCACCACAUCGAACGGUUUCCGAAGUACUCUGCCAGUAGUAUCAAAUUUAACUGCCAUGAACGUUUGGGAUGGCGUAUGUAUGUGUUGUAUAUACGCCAGUUUAUUGGAAUUCGUAUUAGUAAACUACGUGGGACGAAAACGUUCAGAUUGGCCGUUGCCCAUUGUAUACCAAAAUAAAGAUCAAGACUACAAACAAACAACGCAAAGUGACAAGACCCAAGGGGAAUGUUCCAGUUGUGAGCAAGGGGCGUGCACACAUUCGUUAUUACACAACACCUGUCCAUCAAAAACAGAAGAACAAAAUAUUAGAAGCAAUGGCGGCAAGAAGCGUAAAAUGCCACCACACCCAAUACGGAUUGCUAAGACCAUCGACGUUAUCGCUCGCAUCACAUUUCCUACGGCAUACGCAGUGUUUCUAAUAUUCUUCUUCAUUCAUUACACUAGUCAUCCAAGUCAUUAUUCCCAAUAGACAUAUUAUUAUGUAUUAUACGGGUGGCUCAAGAAGCUCAACGUUUAUAUAUAGCAAUAUAAUAAUAAUUUGAUAUAA